UAAGCUCCCCUGUUUCCUCUGUUUCCCAACAUUUUGUUGUGGACAAGAAAAUGUCCUCAAGUGUCUGUCAAGGGUUGCAAUCAUGCCUGGAUCCAAGGCUCUUCGAAUCACGUUUUUUGAGGCUGAAACUGGCUCCACCGAAAACCAAAUUUCCUGGCUCCAUUGCUCCUACGUCCUGUUUCACUAACCCUGCCCCUAAUGAGCCCGAACCUAUGCCGUAUAAUGAAGAAAAAAACACCACCAUCACUAACAACAAGAACAACAGCAGUGAUUGCAAACUGAUAGGCAAUCAAAAUACUGAUAUGGGUGGCUGGAGUUUCCUCCAGUCCCUCGCCAAUGCCAAAGAUUCUACCGAGCGUGACAAAAUUUACGUGCACCCUCUUGUUAAGCGUUCAGCUUCUACCCUAAGUGAAAAGAGUCUUGCAAUGUGCACCGAAAGCUUAGGUAGUGAAACCGGAAGUGAAGUUAGCGAGAGCAGCGAUGACAUUUCCUUGCUUUCAUUACAAAAUGUGGUUUGCAAUCCAUCAAAACCAAGGGAAAUUUUGGUGACUAGAAAAAUAAGUCGUAGCAGCAGCUUUCCACCUCCUUUGACAUCCAUUAGCGGUUCAAAUGGUGUUCAAGUCAAGUCUCACCGCCAAGGCGGCCGCCUAGUUCUUCAAGCCGUUACUAUCCCUCCUUGUCAGAGUUACUUCCGUGCAGAAAGAAGUGAGGGAAGGCUUAGGCUUUCCCUUUUGAAGGAUGCUACCCCCAUUUUCGACGAUGACGAAGACGUGGAAGAGGAAGACCAAGAAGAGGUAGUAGAAGAAGAUGAACAUGGUGAACUAGUUUAUGAAGAAAAUGGAGUAGUAGAAGGAGAAGUUGAAGAAGGAGAAGAGGAAGAGUGUUACAGAGGAGGUGAGGAUAUGGAAGAAAACAGUGGGAAUGUUGGAGGUGAAAUUGGGACAGGGAAGUUGCCAAGGCCAAGCAGCUGCAAAGAAAGUGGGCAUGGGCACAAAGGUUUGCUUAAUUGGAAGCCAUUCUUGGUGGCUACUUAAAAGCUAAAAGUUGGAAAAAUUUUCUCAACCCAACGGAGAGAAUUACUCUUGUUGAAUUCCCUAAUUACCCAAUUUUCUCCUUUUCACUUUUUAUUUCUGAUUUUCAGUUAGUAAAAGCUUGAGAUUACCGUACCAUGAAUUUCCUAAAAUAUGCUUAUGGUAGUUAUUAUCGUUAUGGGACCACCUCGUCCUUCCCC
Molecule: messenger RNA, 1231 nt
Organism: Durio zibethinus
Lineage: Eukaryota; Viridiplantae; Streptophyta; Magnoliopsida; Malvales; Malvaceae
Product: protein FANTASTIC FOUR 2-like
Source: RefSeq, a predicted model, not a curated record